Molecule: messenger RNA, 1588 nt
Organism: Arabidopsis lyrata subsp. lyrata
Lineage: Eukaryota; Viridiplantae; Streptophyta; Magnoliopsida; Brassicales; Brassicaceae
Product: pentatricopeptide repeat-containing protein At1g06270
Exons: 2
Coding region: 406-1437 (343 amino acids)
Molecular function (GO): protein binding
Source: RefSeq, a predicted model, not a curated record
ACACAACAGAGGCUGGUAAUUUCGUUUGAAUCAAAACGCAACUCUGACUCUUAAGUCUAAAGAUUCCUUCUUUCUUCAAAUCACACGAUUCUGCUACUUAUCAAAUCUGUGAAGAACGUAUCCGAUCGAAGCUCAUGGGUGUUUCGGAAUACUCGGUUUGAUCCGAUUUUCCAAACCUUAGGUCAUUGCCUAUUCAUUUGAAUUCUCCACAUCUUGCCGUCCAGUCGUUCGAUGAUAUUCCUCUGUGAAGCAAAAUCUCGUUCUUCUCCAGUUACCGGAUUAUUCCUCCUGGGCUUAGCUUGAAGUUUCUUAAAUGCACUCAGGUUUACUAUAGGAGAAGAGGCUUUUUUUCAGAUGCCAAGUUAAUGAAUUUAUAGUGGAUCAUCAGGUCUCGGAGAAUAGGAAAUGGCAUUUCGCUUGACACAUCUGCGAAAACCUCUUGCUUAUGCUCGGUCCUUCAAUGCCUGCUUUCCGUUUUUUCGGUCAAUCUCUUCCUUUGAAGCGGUUGAAAAGGCGAUAAAAUGUGCUGUUGAGACAAAGGAGUAUCUUAGAAUCCCUGAACUUGUUGUUUCACUCAAAGAGCCCUACCAGAACUCAAUGUUAUUCUCUUUUCUCUCUGCUUUCCAACAUCAGCAUAGAAUCCGAGUCAUUGACGAAAUCCUCCAAAGUUUUGUUCCCGUGAGACCUCGUUCACUGCCCAAGAUUGUCUACUCCAGUCUUCUUACUUACUGCCUUCAGAGUUCCGAUCCUCUUCCUUUGUCUUUCGCAAUCCUCCAACGCACUCUUCGGUCUGGCUGUCUUCCUAAUCCUCAGACUCAACUCCUUCUGUCUGAUGCUUGGCUUGAACGGCGACGAGGAUCCCAGUCUGUUGCUGAUAUUAUUAAUGAGAUGAAAUUGAUUGGAUACAGUCCUGAUACUGGAACCUGCAAUUAUUUAGUGUCCUCUCUGUGUGCUGUUGAUAAGUUGGAUGAGGCCAUUAAAGUUGUGGAGGAAAUGGGUGCAGCUGGCUGUAUUCCUGAUGUGGAAAGCUAUGGGGCGGUGAUUAAUUCAUUGUGUUUGGCUAGAAAGACUAACGAUGUGGUGAAGAUUGUCAAAGAGAUGGUGAGCAAAGCUGGAAUUUCUCCACGGAAAGGGAUGCUGACAAAAGUAGCAGCAGCUCUGAGAGCCAACAGGGAAAUUUGGAAAGCCAUUGAGAUGAUCGAGUUUGUAGAAAGUCGGGAUUACCCUGUGGAGUUUGAGAGUUAUGAGGUGGUAGUCGAGGGUUGCCUGGAGGUUAGGGAAUACAUUUUGGCAGGGAAGAUGGUGAUGAGAAUGACUGAUAGAGGGUUCAUACCAUAUAUCAAGGUUAGGCAAAAAGUGGUGGAGCGUCUGAUUAGCAUCGGUGAAUGGAAGCUUGCUUGUACUGUUAGACAAAGGCUUUCGGAACUGAGGUCUUAGGUAUUUCUCAGAUACGUGUUAAGAUUUUUUGUAAGAAUAGCUGCUGUAGUUACGACCCUGGAAUGAAACUCACAACCCGAACUUGGGAAUAUUUUUGUUGCUUCUGGUUAAACAUAUAUAUCUUUUUAUAGCAGUGAUCCGUUUGUCCCCA